CAACAGUUGUGUAGUGGAGCUGCACAGGCUAGCACAACGAACCUUAAAGGAUAACUAAGAAUAACUAGGCAAGCAACAAAGCAACAUGCAAGGACUUGGGCUACUGCUAGCACUGGUCGCUCUGGCUAGCGCCAGCAGCAAGAUCAGCGAAUUUGAAUACCUCUCCAGCUAUCAGAUAUGCGACCUGGUGCCGGAUGACACAAGCUUGCUGCGGCCGAACACCUGCAACCACUGGAUACGCUGUCCGAUAAAUGGCAGCAGCUUGGAGGAGGGCUCCUGCGCCGCCGAGCUCAACUACAACAAGAACCAGGGACGCUGCGUGUCCGCCAGCAGCGUUGAGUGCCCCUACGCCCACGUCAACAACAGCAUGAACCAAGCUGCCAAUGUCUGCGCCAAUCAGAUCGAGGGCAGCUUCCUGGAGGAUCCAACAAGCCCCGAUUGCCGCGGCUACAUACUCUGCCGUCAGCAUCGCGUAGUCAAGGCCAACUGCCCCAAUGAGCUGAUCUUCAAUGCCCAGUCGCGCUCCUGUGUCUAUCCCACGCAAUACACGUGUCCCGCUAGUCAAAGGACCACUUCGCCCGCCUGUCGUGCGCUGCCCAACAACACGCGCCUGGCGCAUGAGGAGCACUGCAACAGCUACUACAUAUGCAUCAAUGAUCUGCUCCAUGAGCGAGAAUGCCUCGACCAAAUGGCCUAUGAUGUGCGUCGAGGACGUUGUGUUCCGGCUGCUAACGCCACUUGCUACGAGACCGCCAAGCUGCCACCGCCAGAGAAUACCUUCUGCGUGACGAGGACCCAAAACCAAACAAAAAAUUUGGUCGGUCACUUUCCGGAUCCAGAGUCAUGCAGCCACUACUACAUCUGCGGCAAGCCCGUCAAUGGCAAACAUGACACUAACCCUCAGCAUCUGCAGUGCGAUCCCGGCCAAUUUUACGAUCAGGAGAAGCUCUCUUGUCGCGAUCGUCUCAAUGUGCGCUGCCCACUCGAUCGCUGCGCCGGCACCGAUCUGAACUACGUGAAUGUGCUCGGCAAUUGUCACAACUAUAUGCGCUGCUCCAACGGCGUUGCCGUGGGCAACGGAACCUGCCCCAGUAGCUACUACUUUGAUGAGCGCAGCCAGGGCUGCACGCCUGUCAAUCACAACUACGCCGCCUGUGCAGUCUAACUAAAUGCCUAAUAUACAUACUACGUAUAUCGACACUAACUACAUAUAUCGAUAACUAACGCGUAUACAUCUAAUCUGGUUGAGCAUUAAAUGUAAUUGAAAUUGAAGCAUUAAAUAAUCAAAUAUAUGGUGGUGGAGCAUACAAAACACA
This is a messenger RNA of Drosophila busckii, 1316 nucleotides long. RefSeq names its product peritrophin-48. Lineage: Eukaryota; Metazoa; Arthropoda; Insecta; Diptera; Drosophilidae. The transcript has 2 exons. The record is from RefSeq and is a predicted model, not a curated record. Bases 86 to 1165 code for a protein of 359 amino acids. Gene Ontology annotation, molecular function: chitin binding. Gene Ontology annotation, cellular component: extracellular region.